UUAUAAAUCAAAGGACCAAAACGCAAUUAAUUAUAGUUUGAUCAUCUUCUUUGGAGAAGUAAAAGACGCAAUUGACACAGAAGAAAACACUGCCACCACUCUCUCUCCCCUCUCUCUCUCUCUUGGGUUCUUCUCUUCUUCACUGCUCUGAUCUUUGAAACUGAAAUUGAGGAAAAAUGAUGGGUUUUGGGCCUUAUGGUGGUAAUGGAGGUUCAUAUUUAUCACCAUCAUCCUCAAGUUUAUCAGCUUCUGCACCACCUUUCACUAUUGAUCGUUCUGGUCCCAAACCUUCUUCAUGCCCUCUUAUGGAUUUGGCUGAAUCAUCUUAUCCUGGUGCUGGUGCUGUGAAUUCUUCUAUGCACAAUUGGCUCCCUUCUCUUGCUCCAACUUCAGAACCCCAUUUCUUUCCCAGUACUCAAUUGGAGCACAAUUCUGGGCCAUCUUCAAAUGCAUAUGGUUAUGGAGGCUCACCGCCUGUUGAAUCUUCGAAUUUGAGUACCCAUUUGCCUCAUUUGAGCACCACUGUCUCUGCUUCAGUGGAUGGAUUUUCAUAUGGUCAACCUUCAGACAGUGCGGGGGCGACUGGUUUUGUUGAAGCCAAGCCGUAUUAUCCCUCAUUUUUUUCAUCUUCAGGCCACAAAGAUAGUGGUUUGAGGAAUCCUGAUCAAACUAGUUAUGACUGGUUAUCUACUUCUUCUCGGGUUCCUAGUGCCUUGGUCGGGUCUUCUAACAGCGAUCAACCUGUGAAGUUUUUGGAUUCAUCGUAUGCAGGCCAAUGGGGUGACAUGUGGAAUGGAUUUGCGGAAUGGAAGCAGGGCAAACAGGGACAACUUAAUGGAAGUUUAGGAGGCUCCAAGGAAACUGGCGUGCCUGUUCCAUCGAUGUAUGAGAAUUACAUGAACCAAGGUGAAGAAUCUCAUAACCCGAAGGUCUUGAAUAGAAGUGAAGAAGUGUCCCGUGGCGCCAACUUCCAAGCUCCAGAGACGCAUAGUGGAUAUAUGAAUUUGGAUAUGAUGUUAAAUCUAUCCUCCACAGGGAAAACUUCAGAUUUCAUGCCUAUGGACCAUUCAAAACCUAUCUUGGGAUCCUUUUCAGGACUUCAAGAGACUCAUCCAGAGUCGACAUCCUUCAUAUUUGGCACAAAUUCUGGGAACCAUCAAAUUCCUUAUGGAGGUUCGAAUGAGAAGCGCUUGAAACAGAAUAUUAACAGUAGUGCAUCUACUGUGAAGUCAUCCCCUGUCCUUGUCAUGGGGCUUCCGACAAAUAACAUUCCUUUUAAAACAAUGAAUUUAGGAAGCAAUACAACUCAUGCAGUUGUGUCCAGCAAAAAGGCAUGUGACAUAAAUGAUCCUCAUUCACAACUAAGUUUCGGAGGCAAUCUUUGUUUUGAUUCAAGCCGAUUUGACGAUCCUAUCACUUCACGAUCAUUUUUUAGUAAAAAGGAUGAGACACUAAACAAAGAGUGUAUCACUAACGAUCCAUCAUGUCAAAUGCUGAAAGUGAAAUCUGGAGUUCAAACUUCAAAUGUAAGUCAUGAUGGCUUCAAUUUAGACCUUAAUGCCAAUGAAAGCAUCAAUAGUGUUGCAGAUUCAUCUGAGAGUGUUGAGCAUUUUUAUCCUCCUGUGGACUCACCGUGCUGGAAAGGAGUUGCUCGUUCUUCUCCUUUCGUUGCAUCUGAGGAUGUUACAGAAAUGAGAAAACCGGAGAAACAGACAUUCCCUCUCAAUACUUGUGAGAAAGUGUCCCCCGAGAAAGCAAUAGAAAACAUAAAGUAUCAUCAAUUUGGGUGCUUGGAAAAUUCUUCAGAGAUUCCUUUGAAUCUAUCUUCAGCUAUAAAUUCAGAAACUAGAGAAAGACAAUCAGAUGAUGUUGCAAACACCAAUUAUUGUUCAGAAACUAAAGGCAUUAAGCACUCUGAUGACAACAACGAACAUGGAAGCAAGUCCAUGGGAUUCCCUGACUCGAAAACUUUUCAGGCCUCAAAACAAGAUUUUCAGGGAGAUGGAUUGACAUCUGAAAAUAACAAUGAAACAGUGCAAUUCGAUUCAUCAUCUUUACGUUUUCCUGUUGAACAUGUUAGUUCUCCUUUUGACAAGGAUGCUUCUUCUAAGCUUACCAAAUCAAAUGAAGGACAGUCAACUCCAACAGUUGAUGUUCUAAUGCUGGUUAAUACGAUAAGCAACUUAUCAGAAUUGCUGGUGUCCCAUUGUACAAGUGGCCUUUACAAUUUGAAACAAAAAGAUCUCGAGUCUGUCCAAAGUGCGAUUAAUAAUCUUAAUGUGUGUGUGUCAAACAAUUCCGAGAAGAUGAUUCCAACAACUUCUUCCGAAAAGGACACUUCUGACUAUCCCAGAGAACAAAAUGAUAUUCAUAAGGGUGUUACUGAGGACAGCCCAAAAUUGACCAAAACCAUAAUGCUCAAAAAUCUGUUUGACUGUCAGAAUUUCAACAAGGGGAAAAGUAAUUUCUUGUCUGGUCAGAAAGAUGAUGAAAUGUUCGAUUCUGCUUCUGUGAAGGAUGAUUUAGACAUGGAGGAUGAAGAUAAAGCUACCCAGGCUUUAAAGAAAGUUCUUGCUGAGAAUUUUCCCGUCGAAGACGACAAAACUGAGCCUCAAACAGUUUUGUAUAAGAAUCUUUGGCUCGAGGCUGAGGCUGCUCUUUGUUCCCUUAAUUACAAAGCUCGUUAUAAUAGGAUGAAGAUGGAAAUGGAGAAACUUAAGUUGCCUAAUUCUAUAGAUGCAGGUGAAAAUACCACCGCUGCUACAGAUGUGAAGAAACCGUCAAGUUCUGAGGCAUGUCCUGAUCAAAAUGCAGUUGAAUCACCUAAGGCCGAGGGUAGUCCAGCCGCAAGAAGCCACAGUUCUCCUGUCUUAAGCUCCGAUAUCCAAGCUGAUGAUGUGUUGGCUCGAUUUCAUUUACUGAAGUGCCGUCAUGAGAACUCGAAUUCUGAUACUGUUGCUAAUGUGGAUAAACCAUCAAGUUCCCAGUUGUCUUCUGAGUCGACCAAUGCUGUCAAAAUACUUGCUGACGCACAUGAAGAAAAUGUUGGAAGCCGAAACCCCGAGAAUUUAUCUUUACUGGCUUCUACCAUGCGUGACACACUUAACCCAACUAACAAAUUUGAGGCUUCUGUUCUGGCCAGGUUUCAUAUCCUCAAAUCCCGAGUUAACAAUCAUAAAGAAGCAUCACAGUCACCAGAUAUUGUUAAUCUCGGAUUUUCUAGUGAGAAUCGAGAGUGGCCUUAUAUUGGCCAAGAGGCUAGAAAUUCAGAUGUCCAGCCCAAGGCUUCUUUGCAGCAUCAUGCUGCUGACAGCACCGAAGGCCAAUUAAUCGGGAGCGAUUUCGACAUGCUUGUGAACGAUGAUUCUUCCACUCAAUCUGAUCACACUAACAGCAACAGGGUUCAGAAUGAGAAUUUGCUUUUUGCAGGUUGGCUCGAUAGGGUGUCAUCGGAUUGGGAACAUGUAAGGAAGGAGGAAUUCGGACUGCAAGUGGGCCCCGUCCCUGCCACCACUGCUGGUGAUUAUUAUGAAUGAUGCUGAUGUUGCUGUCAUGGUGGGACUGUCUUGGAAAGUUUAUGCUGCUAUAAUUUUUGUGCAUAGUAUUUAGAACUCUACUUAGAUUUCCACAACUUGGGGUGUUUUAAUCUUAAAAUAAUUGAUUUGUUGAGACCUGGAACUUACACUCUCUCUCUCUUUCAGUAUCUUUGUUAAGACCUGGAACCAUAUGAAUGAUAUUAUCUAUGUUUAUAUUAUCAAAAGUUUCAAUC
Cannabis sativa is the source of this 3769-nucleotide messenger RNA. RefSeq lists its product as uncharacterized. The transcript is spliced from 6 exons. Lineage: Eukaryota; Viridiplantae; Streptophyta; Magnoliopsida; Rosales; Cannabaceae. The coding region runs from base 177 to 3536 and encodes 1119 amino acids. The record is from RefSeq and is a predicted model, not a curated record.